UUUCUUUUAUAGCUCUCACUUAGCCAAGCGGCACUGUCAAGUGCUAGGUUGGCACGUUCGAUUAAAUUGGACGGGGUAGCUAACUGAGUGACAAAACUGAUGGUGAAUCGAAGUUUCAUGCUGAGAUGAAUUUACACCUCCGUUUUUGUCGCAAAGUUUGUAGGCUUUAAACUUCAGCAAGCAAGCAAGCAUAUUCUUGAUUCCGAUGGACGAUUCAUUAAUUAACCGGUGGGAUGAUUCCCGAGGCUGCCCACUGCACUCAAAGUAUCCACCUUUUGCUGUAAUAUAAUCCUCCUUCCAUUCCUUCCUGAGCUUGUCAGCCGCAGAGCAGAAGAUUUGAGGGUGACGAUGGAGUGCGCAACCGGGAGCAACUUGUGGCUCUCAAGCUUCUGCAUUUCUUCGUCUUCUUCCAGGCGAGCUCCCCUUAAUGGGAACGCUUGUUCUGCUUCUUUCUGUCCGAAGACCCAUAAGCUGUCUCCUUCUUCCUCGCUCAGGGUCGAAGCAGUCGGCUCCACUCCAACGGCUGCGAAUCUUUCUCCUGACUCCAACCCAGUGGCGCGCCCAGGAAGUAAAGUGAGUGUGGCCAAUCCUGUUUCAAAGAGCAUUGAGUGGCCUUCCCCUGUUGAUGCAACGCCGUUCUGGAAGCGGGAAUUCCCUUCUUCUGAUGUCAAUUUUGAGGUCCCAUCUAACACUGAGAAGGAUCCUGACUCCCUGCAUAUAAUACAUGUCACGGCCGAAAUGGCUCCAAUAGCAAAAGUCGGUGGCCUCGGGGAUGUUGUAACAGGACUUGCUCGUGCAUGUCUGUCUCGUGGUCAUACGGUGGAUAUUAUGUUGCCUUUUUACGAGUGUAUUCAGAAGGAACAGAUCUCAGAGUUGACAUUGAUAACCUCGUAUGGUUCAUUCCAUGAUGGGAACUGGGUCCCAACUAAUGCUUAUCGUGGGACUGUUUCUGGGAUCCCAGUGAUAUUCAUCGAACCGUCAAAUCAUUUCUUCAAAGGGCAGUCAGUGUAUGGGGGCUCAUAUGAUGAGACGGAGGCAUACUUGUUCUUCAGUCGGGCUUGCCUUGAAUGGAUGCAGGUGACCCUUGUGCAACCUGAUAUCAUUCAUGUACAUGAAUGGCAGACAGGUGGUUUGCCCCUGCUUUACUGGGACAUGUACCAUAAUCUUUCCCUCAAGAAACCAAGGAUAACUUUGACCAUCCAUAACAUGGAGCACUAUGGCGAGUGUAGACAAGAGCAACUCGAUAAGUGCGGCCUUGAUGGGUCAAUCUAUGCGACUGAGGAAAAGGCUGUGGAUGACCGAACAGUUGGUCAUAAUCCUGAGAGAUUGAGCUUAUUGAAGGGCGGCAUCGUGUACAGCAAUUCUAUAUUGACUGUCUCUCCAACGUAUCUCAAGGAAACCCUUUGCUCUGGAUGGCUUGCAAGCACUCUGCUUAGACAUCGCGAUAAGUAUGUUGGCAUAUUGAAUGGGAUAGACACUGACAUGUGGAAUCCUGCAACUGACAUUUUCUUGCCUGCUAAAUUUAAUGCAAAAGAUCUUGAAGGUAAGAAGUUAUGUAAAUACUAUGUCCAGAAGGGGCUUGGCUUGGACUUGAAAGGGGACAGUAUCAUCAAAGGGGAUAAUACAAUAGAUGCAUCAGUAAAGGUUCCCUUGGUUGUUUGUAUUACCCGACUUGUUGCCCAAAAGGGUCUUCACUUGAUCACUCACGCAAUUAAGCGCGUUGAAGAACUUGGUGGACAGAUGAUUGUACUAGGAAAAGCUCCGGAUCGGCGGGUAGAGAGCGAGUUCAAGUAUCUCGCAGAUUUGCACAAUCAAGGCCCUAGCGUGCGGAUUCUUCUGAUAUACAGUGAAGAGCUGUCCCAUAUGCUCUAUGCUGCAGCAGAUAUGGUGUUAGUUCCUUCCAUGUACGAACCAUGCGGCCUUGCCCAAAUGAUCGGGAUGCGAUAUGGAGCAGUCCCGAUAGUUAGGAAAACCGGUGGUUUAGCAGACACUGUGUUUGACAUGGAUAAUCAAUCAAAUCGCGAGAUGGCAAAUGGGUUUGUCUUUGAAGGUAUUGAUGAGGGAUCAUUAAACUGGGCUCUAGAUCGUGCAUUUUCUUAUUACAGGGAAAAUCCCAGCGUAUGGGCCGGAACAGUCAGGAAGGUUAUGGAAAUAGACAACAGCUGGAACAAUACUGCAGGGAAGUACAUCGACGUGUACAACUCCGUGAGAGUACGGUGACACUGUAUCGAACACACAUCAUUAGGUAAUCCUCCUGUUGCACGCACAGAUAACAUUGGAUGACUCGACAGACCUAUCUCGUCACCGGGGAAUGUUCUUGUCGGGAGUUCAUUCAGGGCCUAACAAUGAUUAUAGGGACUACUUGUAAAUUAGUAAGUGUUUUGACUGGCAUGAUCAACUGCCCACUGUUGUAUCAUUCAAUUCUUGUUUGUCUUGUAAAAUGCUCGGAUGGCCACUUUUCGAUGCUAUCCGUCUCUUUGUAUGUAAGAAUCUGCAGGAGUCGAGAACACGGAGCUCUUAGAUCAAGAGCUCUGACGGGGACACUGAGAAGUUGCCAUUUCUUCAGAUGAGCUCAUGGAGGUUACUGCAUGGCAAAAGUCAAUUAAUACAUUGCGGCA
Molecule: messenger RNA, 2618 nt
Organism: Punica granatum (pomegranate)
Lineage: Eukaryota; Viridiplantae; Streptophyta; Magnoliopsida; Myrtales; Lythraceae
Source: RefSeq, a predicted model, not a curated record